This is a messenger RNA of Triplophysa rosa, 3015 nucleotides long. RefSeq lists its product as uncharacterized. The transcript has 5 exons. The coding region runs from base 1291 to 2190 and encodes 299 amino acids. The record is from RefSeq and is a predicted model, not a curated record. Lineage: Eukaryota; Metazoa; Chordata; Actinopteri; Cypriniformes; Nemacheilidae.
AGAAACAGGCGUUCAAGGGCUAACGGUACGAAUUGGAACGUUGCAUAUGUAUGCUUUGUAAUACAGGGUGUUAAAAGUGCUAACGCUUACAGGAAAAUCCUGUAAGAAGAAGCCAAAUCCUACUGAGUUUGUCACGGACACCGCCCAGAAUUUCUAAGCAGCUGACAGCGCUCUCAAUCUGAAGGUGAGAACAAAUCUUUUAAAUUUGGAAUUGGAUUGUAGAUAUACUGUAUGUGUUGGGGUGUUUAGUUAUUCAGGUGGGAUAUCAAAUGCAACUAUUCAGAAAACACCUAGAUAUACUCUAUAUAGAGGGUAUGCACGUGAUGUAACCGCAUACGUUACGACAAAUCAAACGAGUCACGCCCACUGAGUGGCAGAAAGACUGAAUGCAGCAGUGUUUACCGCUAUCUGUACUCUGUUGUGGAAUUUUUCAAGAAUAAAGAGAAUUAAACAAUUUGUCUUUGUUAUUUUAUUUCUUAGGGCCUAUAAGAAAGGUUGACUGCCACACAGAAAGAAAACAAUGUCAGUUUGCAGAGAGUAAACAACUCAUAUACGCCUGAGACAUCCAAUACAGGAAGCUAGUUGUUGUUGUGCAAUAACUAUUCCUCCUCCUCAUAGAUGGUACUGAAAGGAACAUUCAUCUUAGUUGUUUAUCUCCCUUGGGUUCAUCUAGAAUGUUGUGACAUGUUGUGACAUACGUUGUGACAUAGGGUCAGUGGUCGAAACCACAUUUCUUCACACAGAACUCAAAGUUCUACACAGUUUCCUGUAAGAACAUCCUGUAAGAACAAUGAACACGUUUACAUAGGGACAAAGGACACAUAAAAAGUGUUAUGUCUUAAACUAAUAUUUCCACCACAACUCUAUUUAGAACAGGAUAAAGUUGUUGUUCGAUUGAAUAUCGCUGCAAUUUGCUGAAACAAAUGGAAUACUGAAGCGUGGAUGUUUACUAGCCAUUUCAUAUCAGACUCAGCUCAGGUCGGCCUGUGGAACUCCUUGUGAGUGCUGAAGCUGACUUCUGCUGGCAAAACUAAAGUAUAAAAAACAUUUCUUCAGUAAAUGUUUCUUCAGUUGACGACUGCAUUCCUGACUUCUGAAAAGGUUGCCCCGCCUCAUUGCACAGACUGCACUUUGGGGUUCCAGCCCACCAGUUGCAUUGACUCGGUGUUAGAACAAGACACAACUGUGAAAGCAAUUUGGAGGACAAAACGAAGGCAACUUUGCGGUUUUGUGAGCAGCAGAAGAGUAACUGUCAAGUGCACACAAUAAAGUCUCCCUGGAAGCAGAAAGAUGAGUACCCGCAGAAAUGCCCGAAAUGUUGUAGAGACAUACUUUGAUGGACAGCAUCUGAGCUUGUAUGACCUAAAAGAGGAAGAAAUAGAUCACAGGUACCUGUUCAAGAACAACAUUCCUGCUUAUCCUGAAUCUGUGGAAUUCGAUGUAGAGAAGGUGUCUCAUGUCACUGGGAGACGUGGUCUUGAAGGUAUUUUUGAGGAUUUGGGAUUUAGACAGCCAUCAGAUACAUCCCAUUUCCUCUGGUGGGAAUUGUCAGUCACAGCUGAUAACAUCCGCUCAGCUGAGGAAAGGUUUCUGACGUCAUUGUUUCCUCGGACCCGAAUUCGCAGCCAGUUACCCUUUCUUGAGUACUUCACCACCUCAAAGGCCUUCCAGAAAGAGUCUCCCUAUGGAAAUUUCCGCUUCACAUUCUCAAUAAGAGAGCUCCUGUAUCACUAUGAUGAUCAGUUCUGUCCCGGCCACAGUCCAGUUCUACGUGUUUAUGAGACUGUGUUGUACCGGCGAGAGAUUCUAUACACCAUCGUAGUGCAUCCUCGUUACAUUACUCUUUAUGACGAUUAUCCUCGGCUUCCUAAUGAUGGUGAAGGGGUGUGUGGGUACGCUAAUGGGUCCAUAUGGUGGCGCUGUCAGGCCCCUUCUGAAACCUACAAGCAUAGGUUUAAUGUAAACUGGAAGCAUCGCAGUGUUCAUGUAAGUCCUCGUAAUGAACAGUAUUAUAUGUGGGAUCAUGUGUGUGUAGCCUUCCACAUGGAGCCUGGUUGGGUGUUGCCUAUGAAUCGGGACAAGCUAAUUAAUAGAGUGAAUGUGUGUGAAGUGUCCGCACCCUGCCUCCUAAACCCCCCGGAGACUCCACUGAGUUUAAAUGAGGCUAAGAAUAUUCUUACCCAUUUUUAAAGCCAGGAAGGGCUGUGCUGGGGCUUGGGAUUACGCAGACCGCAGAUGAUGCAGAUAUUACAUUCAAAUGAAAAGAAACAAAGUAACAAAGAACAAUGAUGUAACACGUGUUACAGUGUAAUUAUACAUUUAAGUACUGAGUAAUAAAAAUUAACUACAUGUAUUUACUAUAGGGUUAGGAUUAGAAUUUGGUUUAGGGUUAGUUACAUGUAAUUAUUCAUAAUUUAUAGUAAAUACAUUUUACAUGUGUAACAAGGGCACCGUAAAAUAUAACAUUAAAAUAAUGUUACUCUUUUUUUGUAGAAAAAUAACACUAAGGAAUUUGUGAAGUCUAAUUUUUAUCACCUUGAUGCCAGUAGAUGGCAGUAACAAUAUAUAAAACCAGUAUGAGUAUAGUGUUUUAUAGUACUUGUUUGUAACCAUUUUACUUUUAAUUCAUGAAAAACAUGAGACCAUGUUUGUUGAUUUGUUGUUUGUGGUUUCACUUUUCUUUCAAACGUUUAUUUUAAGUUUUAUAUACAAAAUGCUAAGUUCCCUUUCCUUCUAUUGGUGGUGACUCCUUUUUGAGAAAGCCAACUUUUGACAGGUCAUCUAGGGUUCAGAGAGAUAACCAGAUCAAUUACCUUCAGCUGACCCAAUGAUAAAAGUGACAAAGAUCCUGUUGAAGAGGUCACCAUUUAGUGUUGUAUAGGCUUGUAAUCACUAGUGGAUGUAAGUUAUAUGAAAGCCACAUUCCACUUCAGCUGUCUGUUUUUUAACUCUUGGAAUCUGAGAAUGUGUUUGAAUCUGUCUGUGCUGUAUAAAUAAAGCUUUUUAAUUAAAAAA